Dimorphilus gyrociliatus is the source of this 1719-nucleotide messenger RNA. The record is from the annotation of a GenBank genome assembly. NCBI's taxonomy places the organism in Eukaryota, Metazoa, Annelida, Polychaeta, Dinophilidae.
UCAAACGGGCUUCGGAGGGCGUAGCUGUUGUAGUCGGCGCUGUCCGUAGCAAAAGCAAACCAACGUAAACAAGAUAAUUUUCACGCGUUAUAAUAACGUCUGAAGGAAAGUUAUACAGUAAUAGCUAAUAAAGGCGUGAGAAACACGGUGAUGAAUCCACGAAUCGACUGGUUACCGGCUGAAUGUCGGGGUCCGGCUAGCGAUUUCUGGACGCGUGUUGUUGAAACCAGCCGUGAUCAAAAUGAAGAAGAGUGUAAGUUAAAAACGUAUGAGGACGAGCAAGUUGGAAAGAAGAAAAUAUUUCGACCAUGCAGGGAUAAUAUAGCCAGUACAUACGGUUUGAGUCGUUCUGCGUAUGCUCAUCAUCUGGAGGUUGAUAGUGAAUCUCCGAUGACACCAUGGAUACCACAUCAGAAGAAAUACUCGCCUGGGAUGGCAGGGUUACAUGAAGAAAUCCUCGACUUUAAUAUGUACAUGAGACCAACUCGUGCCGAACAUAAGAUGAGGCAAGACGUUAUUGAUAGAAUAACGAAAUCUGUAAAUAACCUCUUUCCGAACGAGAACGUCCGAGUCGAAGUAUUCGGUAGUUUCAAAACGGAACUUUAUUUACCAACCAGUGAUAUUGACCUUGUAGUUUUUGGUGAUUGGCCAAGUCCGCCUCUUCGACAACUUCGUGAACAAUUGAUUAAGGACGGAGUUUGUAACGAAAAUGACGUUAAAGAAUUAUCAAGGGCUACAGUACCUAUUGUAAAGCUUACCGAUAAAUUUACAUCGGUUACUGUCGAUAUCAGUUUUAAUAUGAAAAAUUCAGUUAAGAGUGCUGAACUUAUUCGACGUUAUAUGUGCCGGAUGCCGCAUUUACCCUAUUUAGUUCUUGUUCUAAAACAAUUUCUCCUGCAGAGGGAUUUGAACGAGGUGUUUUGCGGUGGUAUAUCAUCGUACUCAUUGAUAUUGUUGACUAUUUCUUUUUUACAAUUAAAUCCAAGGUACGAUUCCAGAAUAACUACUACUAAUUUAGGAAUCCUUCUCAUUGAAUUCUUCGAAUUGUAUGGAAGAAAUUUCAAUUAUUUUAAAACUGCCAUAACUAUAAGAGACAGAGGGUCGUAUAAGCCAAAGUCUGAAUUACCUCUAGAUAACUCUGGAAUUUUAUGCAUAGAAGAUCCCUUGGAGCCUACAAAUGACAUAGGACGAUCAUCCUACGGGGUUAUGCAAGUUAAACAUGCCUUUGAGUACGCAUACGUUACUUUAUCUAACGGCCAUGUACUCCAAACAGCUGGUCAUAAUGUGGGUAAUGGUAUGUUGGGAAGGAUUAUACGAAUACCAGAGGAUGUCGUCAAGUAUAGAGAAUGGGUUAAAGCCUAUUACCAUAUACCCGUACCAGUGGCCUUAACGGCCUUUUCAACACUUCCAUUCGCCCAGAUGGACGCCUAUAGUUCAGAUGGGAGUCAUUCGUCGCGUUCGACAUCACCUUGCGAAGACGCUGCACCAAAAAAGAAAGAAGUUCUAGUUUCCAUUACCAGAAGUAAAUCUGACUCGGAUUCGAGUCAUUCCACAGUUCCUACCACCCCAACCAAACGGGACAAAGAUGGUAUGGUACGCAAGCCAAUAGCCUCCCAAAUGUGGAGACCGUCGACAGCCAAGACAAGAAGUACUAGUUCAAGUGGUGUAAAUAGAAAGAAUAAAACAAGACCUAUGGCAAAUGGUAGAACUUCUAGAUAA